UCUUACCCCUCCUACAAGGCGGCCGGACGCCCACAGAUCGGAUCGGGUCAUCAACUCAUCAUCGCCCCCCUUCAAAAGGCCACCCCCCUCCCCCUCCCUUCUCGCCUCAUUCCCCACAGCCGCCGCCUCCUUCCUCUCCUCGAUCUCCCUAUUCGUCGUAGCCUCCUCCCUCGUUCGCUCCGCCCGCAACCAUGUCGGCCUACUGCGGCAAGUACAAGGACGAGCUCAUCAAGAACGCUGCCUACAUUGGCACUCCUGGCAAGGGUAUCCUUGCUGCGGAUGAGUCCACUGGCACCAUUGGCAAGCGCUUCGCCAGCAUCAACGUCGAGAACGUUGAGGAGAACCGCCGCUCCCUCCGCGAGCUCCUCUUCUGCACCCCUGGCGCCCUCCAGUACCUCAGCGGCGUGAUCCUCUUCGAGGAGACCCUGUACCAGAAGACCAAGGAUGGCAAGCCCUUCGUCGAUGUCCUCAAGGAGGGUGGUGUCCUCCCGGGCAUCAAGGUGGACAAGGGCACAAUCGAGGUUGCCGGCACCGAGAAGGAGACCACCACCCAGGGCCAUGAUGACCUUGGCAAGAGAUGCGCCAAGUACUACGAGGCUGGUGCCCGCUUCGCCAAGUGGCGCGCCGUCCUCAAGAUCGGCCCCAACGAGCCGUCGCAGCUCGCCAUUGAUCUGAAUGCGCAGGGCCUCGCUCGCUACGCCAUCAUCUGCCAGGAGAACGGGCUGGUGCCGAUCGUCGAGCCCGAGAUCCUUGUUGAUGGCCCUCACGACAUCGACCGCUGCGCCUACGUCUCGGAGGUGGUCCUCGCUGCGUGCUACAAGGCCCUCAACGAGCACCAUGUCCUCCUCGAGGGUACCCUCCUCAAGCCCAACAUGGUCACCCCAGGCUCUGACGCCAAGAAGGUGUCUCCCGAGGUCAUCGCUGAGUACACCGUCCGCACCCUCCAGAGGACCGUCCCCGCUGCCGUGCCCGCCAUCGUCUUCCUGUCCGGUGGGCAGAGCGAGGAGGAGGCGACCCUGAACCUCAACGCCAUGAACAAGCUCAGCACCAAGAAGCCGUGGUCGCUGUCCUUCUCCUUCGGCCGUGCCCUCCAGCAGAGCACGCUCAAGGCCUGGUCCGGCAAGGCGGAGAACAUUGAGAAGGCCAGGGCGGCCUUCCUUACCAGGUGCAAGGCCAACUCCGAGGCUACCCUCGGUACAUACAAGGGUGACGCUGUCCUCGGCGAGGGCGCCUCCGAGAGCCUUCACGUCAAGGACUACAAGUACUGAUUUGCCUUGGGAGGUGCUGGCUACCAUUGGAACAUUCUGCGGCUGUUGCUUAAUGUGGUUUUGAUAUCUAGAGGGCAAUCUAUGGUUAUCUAAAAUGUCUUGUCGUAAUAAUUCUGGAACCUUUUUGUGUAACACAUUACCAAAUAUCAAUUGCCUGGAUUGAAAUAUCGUUUUUAUCA
Molecule: messenger RNA, 1447 nt
Organism: Oryza sativa Japonica Group (Japanese rice)
Lineage: Eukaryota; Viridiplantae; Streptophyta; Magnoliopsida; Poales; Poaceae
Source: RefSeq, a predicted model, not a curated record